This is a messenger RNA of Protopterus annectens (West African lungfish), 2204 nucleotides long. RefSeq names its product centrosomal protein 19 (gene CEP19). Lineage: Eukaryota; Metazoa; Chordata; Ceratodontiformes; Protopteridae. The record is from RefSeq and is a predicted model, not a curated record. Gene Ontology annotation, biological process: microtubule anchoring at centrosome; trans-Golgi to periciliary membrane compartment transport. Gene Ontology annotation, cellular component: centrosome; centriole; ciliary basal body. The transcript is spliced from 3 exons. Bases 623 to 1117 code for a protein of 164 amino acids.
UUUUUUCUCACCUGUCAAAUUGAACUAUGAUAGUUCAGUAACAGAUUCGCUGAGGAGAAACACCGAGGUGGGAAGGGAGAGAGGAUUCUAUAUUUGUAGUUAAUAAAAAUAGAUGAUUGUUGUUAUAUAGACGUAGUCCAAGAAAGAUCACCCUGCGCGUUUGCUACUGCGCAUAUAGGUGUGACUUUUCUAGAAUUAAACUGCACAUCGGUAUAAACAAGCGUUAUGUUGGUGUGGUGGCGAAUCUGAUGAUGGGAGUCCACAGAGUUUUGUGUAAUUGUUUUGACCGGAAGCAUAUAUGUCUGAAGGCGGUAGAGAAAGGUUGUUUCCAGGAUAUGCACUUAUGCUUAAUUUAUAACAUUUUUAUUGACUAACAGAAAACUUUAAGCGCGGUGUUUUUAUUGGAUUUUUUUUAAACUGAGGUGAUAUGGGAUCUAUAAAUAAGUAUCAAAUCGCAUUUGUUUUAAUAACCGGUAUUAACGGAGUCCCAGUAGCGUAAAUGCAUAUCCGGGUAAAGAUUACUCCAUCAUAAAGUAAAGGGAUGAUACUGCAGUGAUACCAGUGACAUGCUGUAUCGGGAACGGACACCAUCUGGCCAGUUCUUUGUCCAAGAUUGUUAAAAAUGCCUUAUCACCCAACAAAGUGUGGUGUGAAGUUUGAUCCUCCUGCAUUUGUCUUAAUUUAUGAAGAUCAAGAUAGCCAUAAGAUUCGCCAGCGAAUCAUGCCAAUUAGGAACUUUUCCAAGUUUUCAGAUUGCAGCAGUGCUGCAGAGCAGCUGAAAAACAAUCCUCGUCACAAGGAAUACUUGGAGGACAUUUCACUAAAGCAGUUGGAAAAGAUGUAUAUGCUUUUAAGAGGCCAUUUAAAAGGUCAGUCUGUAUCUGAGUGUCUGGCCAUUAUCAAAAAGGAGAGUGCCAUUGAUCCAGAGGAAGAUUUGAACAAGUUGGGGGAUCAGGAGUUGGCUAAGAAGAAAAGCAUUAUGGAUGAGUUAUUUGAAAAGAACCGUAAAAAGAAGGAUGACCCUGAUUUCAUUUAUGACUUAGAAGUGGAAUUUUCCCCAGAUAAACAGGUGGAAUCAAGUGGUUGGGAUGAUGAUGAAUCUGAAGGAGGAUUCUAACAGUAUAGCAGGGGAUUGCAAUGCUUCUGUGAAAGGGAAACUUUGAAAAGCAGUAGAGUUUUUACUUUUACUGCUGUAGGGAAGGUGUGCUCAUUACAGGACUCUAUAGGAAACAAUGCUUCUUUCUGAACUUGAAAAAACUAAGACAUUUAUCAUUUGACCAUGUAAAACGAUGCAUAUAAUUUCAGCUGAUAUGAAAGUUCCUCAUUUUAUCAGCACUAAAAAGCUGGUGUUGAAAGACAAACAUUGUACACUCUACCUUCUAAGGGAAAACAUAAUUUGACUGAAAUUUACAGGAAAAAUAUAUGACAAUUCAGAUAUGACUAGAACUGUUUUUUAAAUAUACUUUGAUUUUUGCAUUUACAGCACAUUGUGGUGCUGCAGGUAGUACUACGUGGCAGGAAUAGUUUUAAAAAUACUGAAAAAGCUAUGAGUUUGCACAUACAGUGACUUUGGACAUAAAACUACUGAUUUGUGUCAGCUGUAUUUGACAGUAUUGAUGUCUUCUAGCUUACAGAGUAUGUGCCGUAUGUGAGAUGAUUAUAUGAGACAGGAAAUAAAUGGAAAUUGUUAUGUGAAGUACUUGGAAAUGUAAGUUCAGACUUUUAUUUUAUUGUAAGCAGUGAUGUGAAAAGAGGUGUUGCUGUCUAAUAGGCCACAUUUGUUUAACUCUUGAUGUGUUUAUGCAACAGGAACCAUCCCUGUUUAUUUGGUAUAUGUACUGAAUUAAUAAUUGCUUAUUUGCACACAUUUUUCUUAAUGUAGUUUAUGAUAUUAAAUUAUGUUAUACAGGGAACAAAAGAAUUUAUACAUAAAAACGUGUACAUAUACAAGAGUUCAUUUUUGUGUUUUGAUAUAUUCUUCCUUAUCAUACCAUUAAGUCAAUUUUUGUUUUCUUUCAUGUUCAUGAGUAUACAGCAGUUGUGAUAUCUUAGGAUGACAAACCCUACAGCCCAUUAUAUAACUCUAUGCCUCCCUGUUGUUCUGGAGAAACAUUUCCUUGGGCAGUCAGAUGCCUGUGAUCCUCUGUUGAUUUUUGCUUUUCUUUUGCUCUCUUGUAUUAAAUAGCCAUUAUGGGAAUGUGAAA